AUGCGUGAUUCAGAUCCUCGCCAUCAACACGACAGCUCGCAGUGCAUGCAGAUCAACGCUGAUGCUAAAGACUACAAUUCAUAUGUGAAUCGCUCAUUUGUCAAGGCAAGAAAUUCAGACUGGGACCGAGCACUUGAUGAUGCACUGAAGAGCAUCAGUAUUCAGCCAUCCUUGAUGGGCUGUAUCUCCAAGGGCAUCGUCCUCUGUGGAAAACGACAAUUUGAAGAUGCGAUGAAAGUGUUUGAUAUCGCUGUAAAACAACAAUACAGAGAGGAACUAAUGAAGCUCCUGACUGUAUCUGUAAAUGUUGUAAGGUCGCGCGUUGCCUAA
This is a messenger RNA of Suillus plorans, 330 nucleotides long. RefSeq lists its product as uncharacterized. Lineage: Eukaryota; Fungi; Basidiomycota; Agaricomycetes; Boletales; Suillaceae. The transcript is spliced from 3 exons. The record is from RefSeq and is a predicted model, not a curated record. Gene Ontology annotation, molecular function: protein binding. The coding region runs from base 1 to 330 and encodes 109 amino acids.